CUCCCUGAUCACACAUUCCACACCGCUAGCUACUGUACAUAGCCGGGUCGGAUUUUGGUGUGCAAGGAAACGAGUCUGGGUUGAGGGCUUAGUGCAUUUUAGCCAAUCCAAAAUCAAUACUGUUCAUUCCUACUCUCGGAUAUUUGAGUUACCACCGUGUUUUCGGAAGAUAAAACAAAUGACGCUUCAUUUGACAAUUGCAAGGUAAAUGUGUGGGACUAAUUUGGAUGGACUCAUUCUCGCGUAAUGACUACUAGCAAACGCAUGACGUGAGGUAAUUUAGACUACUAGUCAUUUCAAUAAUUUAGGCUACUAAGCUCGUGGUCGUUCGUGUUAACUGCAACCUACUGUACAGUUGAACUUCUCAUCAUGGACGAGAAGACAUUCACGAAAGAACUGGAUCAAUGGAUCGAACAACUGAACGAGUGCAAGCAGCUGUCCGAAAACCAGGUCAAAAUGCUGUGUGAAAAGGCUAAGGAGAUUUUAACAAAGGAGUCCAAUGUACAGGAGGUACGAUGCCCCGUCACUGUCUGCGGCGACGUCCAUGGCCAGUUCCACGACCUUAUGGAGUUGUUCAAGAUUGGAGGGAAGUCGCCCGACACCAACUACCUGUUCAUGGGCGACUAUGUGGACAGAGGCUACUACUCCGUGGAGACAGUGACAUUACUUGUUUCUCUCAAGGUGCGCUACCCAGAGAGAAUUACCAUCCUUCGGGGGAAUCAUGAGAGCAGACAGAUCACACAGGUGUAUGGUUUCUACGACGAGUGCUUGAGAAAGUACGGAAACGCAAAUGUUUGGAAAUACUUCACAGACCUGUUUGAUUAUCUGCCUCUCACCGCGUUGGUUGACACACAGAUUUUUUGCCUCCACGGAGGACUGUCUCCCUCCAUUGACACACUGGACCAUAUCAGAGCUCUCGACCGCAUUCAGGAGGUGCCACAUGAGGGUCCCAUGUGUGACCUGCUGUGGUCAGAUCCAGAUGACCGCGGAGGCUGGGGAAUUUCACCCCGUGGUGCCGGCUACACGUUUGGGCAGGACAUCUCGGAGACUUUCAACCAUGCCAACUGCCUGACUCUGGUCUCGAGGGCUCACCAGCUGGUCAUGGAGGGCUACAACUGGUGCCAUGAACGAAAUGUGGUGACGAUUUUCAGCGCACCAAAUUAUUGUUACCGUUGUGGUAAUCAGGCAGCUAUCAUGGAACUGGACGACACACUUAAGUAUUCCUUCCUGCAGUUUGAUCCUGCUCCUCGGAGAGGGGAGCCGCACGUGACUCGUCGCACCCCCGACUACUUCCUGUAAAGAUCCUGAGCGCUGAGAAAAGUAUUCGCCAUCAAUGCAGUUCACCCUGAAAUUACAUUAGGACAAGGCCAACAACAUUUAAUAUUCAAUAAAUACUUCCAUGGACCAAAGUGUGUGCCAUGUUCAUUAAAAACAUCUGCAAGAGAAGCUGCCACGGAAGUUGAUCACAAGAGUAAAAAAGAGAAAAUUUGCCCUUCUGCAUGGUCGGAUCAUUGUAUUUUACUCCAAAGUCGCUUUUGUUCCGUCAAGACAAUGAAACCUGGUGGUCACUGCUGGAUAGGAAAACGUUUUUAUUCUGUGAUUUUUACUGUCGGGUGUAAAGGGUUGGGGUGGGCUCUGUGAACUCAUAUUCACAAACACUUAGAUAAGUAAACGCUUCAGUCUGAGUACCGUUGGGAUGUCGUGCUGAAUAGAAACUACUUUGCCAUGUCAGUAAGUGGCAUCUCUUUUGCAUGGCUUUCUGAGGUUUUUUACAACAAGAGAGUAUUUGUGUGAAUGAGGGGGGACAUAGACCAGGUUACACACUUCUGUUUCUUUUUUUCACACUUGUUAGUUUUAUUUUGAUUACUGUAUGAUGUUUUGUAGAACAGGAUUAUCAUGCAUUUUAUUUUAUAUUUAACACCAGCAUAAAGUUGCUGCAGUUCUCUCUCUCUCUCUCUCUCUCUCUCUCUCUCUCUUCCUCCCACUGCUUCUAUUCCAUUCAGCUGUAUAGGUAUUCCAAGACUAUGUCUAAAUUAUUUGUUUAUUUCUUUGUUAAAGCCUGUGUGGGAGACUUCAGCACUUCAAUAAAGACUGGGGUUACUCCAUAUGAAA
Molecule: messenger RNA, 2112 nt
Organism: Alosa alosa (allis shad)
Lineage: Eukaryota; Metazoa; Chordata; Actinopteri; Clupeiformes; Clupeidae
Product: serine/threonine-protein phosphatase 2A catalytic subunit beta isoform-like
Exons: 7
Coding region: 370-1299 (309 amino acids)
Biological process (GO): mitotic cell cycle; peptidyl-serine dephosphorylation
Cellular component (GO): cytosol
Molecular function (GO): protein serine/threonine phosphatase activity
Source: RefSeq, a predicted model, not a curated record